Molecule: messenger RNA, 2076 nt
Organism: Hypoxylon fragiforme
Lineage: Eukaryota; Fungi; Ascomycota; Sordariomycetes; Xylariales; Hypoxylaceae
Exons: 2
Coding region: 1-2076 (691 amino acids)
Cellular component (GO): site of double-strand break
Source: RefSeq, a predicted model, not a curated record
AUGGCCACAAACCGCUAUAUCGGGAUACCAGUCAUAGACGAGGAGAUGAAAACUGAUGGCGGGAGUCAAAUGAUCGAAAGAUCGACUCUUUUCAAGACACGAAGUUUAUCAGAUGGAGGGGGAACACAACUAUCAUCGUCACCACAGAUCCUUGAAGCCUCUCGACGCAUGUCUAAGGAUGAUACAGAUAGUUCUUUGACAAAGGAUAAGAAUCAAGAUCCAUCUGGCCUUUCCGUAGCUGUAACAACGACAACGACAACAACCACAGCUACAACUACAACUUCAACUUUAACUUCAACUUCAGCCAUAGCUACAGCUACAUCAGGAACCGCCACUCCCGUCACCCCGCGACGACCAGAUUUCCUAAUGCGCGGUUUGCCACUUCAAAUGUCACAGUGCGAUCCCAUCUCUUCCACCCAAACACCCAAUAACGCUAAACUCGCCCCUCUUUCCCCUAAACUGGACCACUCACAAAUAUAUGCAUCACCAACUAAUAUCCUACCUCGACGUUCUCGAGGUUUGGACUUUUCAAGGGCUGCUACCAGCCUACAUCACUCUACUUUAGCUGAACAAUCAUCCCCUGAUUCAUCACCCACCAUCGGUGGCCGCGCCAUGUCUAUCCCUAGCUGCCGCAGUGGUGAGUUUGGCCAAGACCAACAAGUGAACUCCCUUUGGUCUAUGAUGGGAAGCCAGAAGCGUCCAAACAUCUUUAAUUCUGUGGGAAAUGCGAGUACCCACUCCAUCGCAUCAGAUUCCUCCUCUAACUCAGGUGAUGAUGAUUUCAUGGAUGACGAAAUGGAAGAUGCUAUUUUCAGCAGUGCCCAAGUUACUAAGAGCCAGCAAUCUGGCCCCAGUAGCAAUGUGGUCCCAUGGAUGCCUAGCACAUCGUCGGCUAUGAAUAGUUUGCAAAGUUUCCGCACACGCCGUCGCAAGCAUCCGAAGAAGAAAGUACGCGGCCUCAACGGACUCGGAUUUAGUCCUGCUGCAGCCGGUGCAUUUUCUAAAUCGCCACCUCAGAAUGCUAUGAAAGAGAUGAGAGAUGGGCCUAUUCCCCACGCGCGCCGCGAAAGCAUUAGCUUCGCCGCUAACCAGCUGCAUAUCUCAGGUAGUGAAAGCGAAGACAGGCCCAUGGAAUCCGGUGAGGCCUUAUCAAAUGGUAUUAGAGGUGUGGUCAAGCGAGCUGUUACAAGGAGAGGUAAUCUACUGCCUAAGACAAAGGGGUUCGCGCGUAUUCGCGCUGCUCUUGCGGAGGAAAACGCACCGGUGGAUUCGGAAGUACGCCGAGAGGCAGAAGUGAUUCGACAAGUUCGUGAAAGCGAUGUGAACCUCGAGCCUCGUGUACCAUCAGGGCCACACGCACCUUUAGACAUACCAAACCAUUCUACCACCCAAUCCUCUCCGACUUUGGCUACUACGCAAGAGUUUCUGGAUGACAUUCCUGAGGAUGAUAUGAUGACUGACGCGGCCUUGUCGAGCAGUUUCAAGCAGCAAGCGAUGAAGAAUUCAAAGGGUAGAAAUUUUUGGGAAGCCUUCUCUGAAACUAGCAGCGUAGCGGGCUCCCGCACAACGCCUCCGCCCUCAGCCUUCAUGCCCAGGGGAUCCUCAUCCGGGAUGAGCGAAGACGUCAACAUGGAUUCGCCUGGCGCAAACCUUGGGAUGGGGGGCUCGGGCUAUGAUAGUUUACGAACAGAUGCUACGCAGCAGGCUACUCUGGGCUUACUUUCACAAGGGGGUGGCAUUCCGCCAACUGCAGCCGAGAUUACUAGACGAAUCAACAACAAACGUCGUCGGGAUGAUGACUUUGACCCCCAUAGCUUCAAGCGCCGGGCGGUCAGCCCCGGAAUGAACAGCGUGCACAAUUCGCCUAUCACACAGAGUCCUUUGCAACGAGACAUGCCCUGGGGCUCCCGACCGGGUAGUAAUCACGGCGCAGACAAAGCCUCUGCUACUCCAAGUGAGAACGGAAGUUCUGGUGGAAACGCUAGUGGGAGACCGAUUAAUAGUGUCAAAAGCCGUGUCGGGUUUCAGGGUAUGGUAGAUACAAACGACGGGCUGAUGCGCAUGAGCAUCGAGUAA